GUACAAUAUUUUUGGUGUUUAGAAACAAACUAAUAUGACGACCAAGAAGAGGACAAUAUCUAAUACCAACCCUCGUCGGGUCAAUAACGUAAAACAAAAGAAACAAAAAAAUGCCAGAUUCAACAUAAAAGAACCAUUCGGUAAAGCUAUAAUUGGUUACUUUUAUGAUCAUGCUACUACGGCUGGACACGUUCUGCUGAGUGUUGCCAAAUUCUUUUCGGUACUAGGUGUUGUGAUUUAUAUUGCUGUACCUACAUCAAUUUGGUUGGAUUCCUCUCUUGCUGCCGAAUUAGUUUUCUUAAAUCAUCUUCAAUGGCCCCCAUUCAGGGAUUUACGUCAUCCGGAGAAAUACGGUCUGGAAAAGACUUUCCUUUUGCAAAUAGACAGAGAUAAUGAUAUGCAAUUAGGUGCUUGGCUUGUUCUUUCGGGAAAUCAUUCGGAAUUGUAUACAGAGAAAAACUAUACACUAGCUCUAAAAUCAGGAAUUCCUACUUUUCUUUAUUUACACGGAAACGCAGGGACUAGGGCAGCUUGGCAUAGAACAAGACUAUACAAUGUUAUUGCUAAAACGGCUGGUUAUAACGUUUUAGCGAUUGAUUAUAGCGGCUUUGGAGAUUCUAAGGGUAGACCGUCGGAAGAACAAGUUAUUGGUGACGCUUUGGCCGCUUAUAAAUGGCUUUUGAAGCACGAAAGUAAAGUUUUUAUUUGGGGACAUUCUUUAGGAACUGCCAUUAGUCUUGGUUUGGCUGAACGUUUAUCAUUAUUGAAAGAGUCGUACGAGGGUAUCAUUCUGGAAGCUCCUUUUAAUCGCUUAGAAGAUGCGGCAAAACAUUUUCCACUAGCCCAACCAUUUAUGAGAAUUCCACCGAUUGCGGAUAUCUUUUUUCAAGCUUUUGCGAAACAGAAUUUACGUUUUAUCAGUGAAGAAAGAAUAACUAAAGUUAAUUCACCAAUUUUAAUUUUACACGCCUACGAUGAUGGUAUUGUUCCAUUCGAGUUAGGCGAAAAGCUAUUAUCAGCAGCUAGGGCUUCGAAUAGAAAAGUUUCAUUUAAAGCAUUCAACGCUGACUUAGGCUAUGGUCAUAAGCAUAUUCAUAAAUAUCCGAAUUUAGCAAGAUUAGUCAAAAAGUUUGUGUCUAAUUGUUCAAAUACGUAAAUUUAUGUUUUUUCAACCGAUAAAAAGCACGAAUCAAUGCAACUUUAAAGAUGAUUAAUAAAUUUUCCAUAUAUAUUCUCUAAUCAUUGUACUUUUUGUUUGCUUUCACGAUAACGCUAGAAUUAAUGAUACUAAAUACUAAAAGUGCUUGAAAUACUAAGCGCCAA
Dimorphilus gyrociliatus is the source of this 1323-nucleotide messenger RNA. The record is from the annotation of a GenBank genome assembly. NCBI's taxonomy places the organism in Eukaryota, Metazoa, Annelida, Polychaeta, Dinophilidae.